Manihot esculenta (cassava) is the source of this 1342-nucleotide messenger RNA. Its product is annotated as zinc finger protein WIP2. Gene Ontology annotation, cellular component: nucleus. The record is from RefSeq and is a predicted model, not a curated record. Gene Ontology annotation, molecular function: DNA-binding transcription factor activity. The transcript is spliced from 2 exons. Gene Ontology annotation, biological process: regulation of gene expression; anatomical structure development. The coding region runs from base 112 to 1119 and encodes 335 amino acids. Lineage: Eukaryota; Viridiplantae; Streptophyta; Magnoliopsida; Malpighiales; Euphorbiaceae.
UCUCUCUCUCUCUCUCUCUCUGUUUGUUUAUUUAUACCAUUACCCAUACAGCCAAAGUGCCAAAUCAAGAAUCUCUCAACUCUUCUUUUGUUCUCUUGCAUCUUUCACACCAUGGCAGACCCUUGCUCUAAUCUUUUCAAUGGCUGGUUCAACUUUAUCCCUAUUCAUUCUAACUACACUUCUGUUUUCACUUCUUACUCAAAUCCCCCUCCUUACAAUUUCAAUCUCUACUCAAACAACCACCUCUUCAACAACAAAUCUCCCAUUCAAUAUCAAACCUAUCAUCCUCCUCCUCCUCCUCAGAAGGAAGCUCCUCCUCCAUUAAUAGAGUACUUGACUCCUCCAAGACAACAAGAAGAGAUAAGUCAUGAAUCCUCUAGUAAUAAUUCCAUGGAAGAUGACAAGAACAUGAAUAAGAAAGAUGCUGAUGAUGAUGAUGAUCAUGCGACUGUAGCUCUACAUAUAGGGCUUCCUAGCCAUAGUUCUAAUCUGGGUUCUAGGGUUUUUUCCCACCCAUCAACAGAAGAAGGGAGUAGUGCAGUUUCAGAAGGGUACCCUUUGCAGAAACUAAGCAAAGGUCAAUAUUGGAUCCCUACACCUUCUCAGAUUCUUAUUGGUCCUACUCAGUUUUCAUGUCCUGUUUGCUUCAAGACUUUCAACAGAUACAACAACUUGCAGAUGCAUAUGUGGGGACAUGGAUCUCAGUACAGAAAAGGACCUGACUCAUUAAGAGGAACCCAACCAACAGGAAUGCUAAGGCUCCCUUGCUAUUGCUGUGCACCAGGGUGCAAACACAACAUUGAUCACCCACGAGCAAGACCACUCAAAGACUUUAGAACCCUCCAAACUCACUACAAGAGAAAACAUGGAAUCAAACCUUUUAUGUGCAGAAAAUGUAGCAAGCCAUUUGCUGUUAAAGGUGACUGGAGAACCCAUGAAAAGAAUUGUGGCAAAAUCUGGUAUUGUAUUUGUGGGUCUGAUUUUAAGCACAAGAGGUCUCUCAAAGAUCACAUCAAGGCCUUUGGUCAUGGCCAUGCAGCUGUUGGUAUUGAUAAUUCUUUUGAAGAAGAUGAUGACUUAGCUUCUGAACUUGAACAUGAAGAGGAGUCAUCACCCUGAAAUUUUUCACCAUGUGAGAGGAAAAUGGGGUUAUAUGUAUCAAUGUGUGGUUUACUAUAUAUAGUUUGUUCAAGCUUGGUAACUUGGGUAAUCCUUUUGCUUUGCUUAUGUAUCUUCCUUUCUGGGAAUAUGUUAUUUUCCAAGUGAUUAUAUCAAUUAGGGCAAAAAUAUGUAAAAAAGAAAUGUAUAUUUAAUAAAAUAAGAACUGCCAAGUUUCUCUUUU